AUGGAAGCAUCAGUGCUGAGCCCUACAUCCUGGGAAAAAAGAAGGGCCUGGCUACGACAGAGCCGUAAUUGGCAAACCCAGGUCCUGGAAGAGGAGGCUGCAGCUGCCCUUCAGGAUGCACUGGAUCCCGAGCCUUCCAGCCUGGAUGAUGUUUUCCAGGAAGGGAAUCCAAUCAAUAAGAUUGAGGACUGGCUGCAGGGCUGUGGAGACACUGAGGAGGGACUGUCUGAAGAAGCAGGGCAAUCUAACUACAAUGGGUACUCUAGCCAUGGGACCAGCUUUGAAGAUGACUUGAGUCUUGGAGCAGAUGCCACACUACUGGCCACCAAUGGAAACCUCUUCUCCAGGAAUUUUCUCCAGACACCCAGGCCUUGCCAGUUACUUGAUCUUGGCUGUAGUCUGGCUUCCAGCAGCAUGACUGGUGGGACCAACAAAACCAGUUCAAGCAUCUCAGAGAUUUUGGACCAGGUACAAGAAGAUGCAGAAGAUGUCCUCUUCAGCCUGGGCUUUGGCCAUGAGGACCACAAAGAUACAUCUCGUAUUCCUGCAAGAUUUUUCACCAACCCCUCUCAGGCCAAGGGCAUUGAUUUCCAGCUCUUCCUGAAAUCUCAGAUGCAGAGGAUUGAGAUGGAGGAUCCCUGCCUGAUGCUGGCCAGCCGGUUUAAGCAGGUGCAAACGCUGGCUGUCACUGCUGAUGCUUUCUUCUGUCUCUACUCCUAUGUGUCUAAGACACCCGUCCAAAAGUUCACACCGUCCAACAUGUUCUGGAAUUGUGACCCAACUGAUGUGCCAUCCAUCAGGAUUCUGGCUCCAGAGCCUGAACCCCACUCACCCAGAGAACGUCUAAGGAAAGCAAUCUCUAAAAUGUGCCUGUAUACAGGUUCCCGAGAUCGGCUAUUACCACCUCACACUAACCCCAAAAGGAACAGUUUGGACCAAGUUGUGUGGGAAGUGAUGGACAGAGUGAAAGGAGAGAAACUAGGUCUCCAGCAAGGCCCAAAGCAUGGGCAAGCACCUCAGGAAGAGUCUGCGCCCCCAAGACAAAAUACAAAGCUGUCCACUUCUUCUUUCCCAUGUGUUUUCUGCCCUAAAGAAGAAACCCAGGGAGACAUGUGCUGCGCUCAUGCUCUAGCCAGGGCAGGUCCACAGUGCAACACAGACUCUGCACAGAUAAGGAGAGAGCUGUGGGGUCUACAGGCCGUCAGUGAGAAGCCCCAUUCAGCUGAGAAGGAGAGUCAAUGGGAAAGAAAAGGCAAAGCAAGAAAGAGCCUAUUUCAAAGUCCUCCCUUGGACAAGAAUAUUAAAUCACUGGACUUGUCCAUCAUACAGAAGAAACGAAAACAGAGCCAAGCCAGACAUGAGCUACACCAAUCUCUAACUCAACAGCUUCAGGGUGCUUCUGACUUGGAGCAGGUACAAAAUAACAGUGAAGAAGAGGAGGACUGUCACUCAUGUAGCAGUGACAGGCAACCCUACUUCUACCAUACUUCCCUUGGAGAAGACUCAAGAAAUCACAAGGUGAUUCAGAAACUGCUCAGUGCUGCCAAGAUUGACACCUAUGUGAUAAGUGUGAAGGGAAAACAGGCUGAGGAGCAAAAACUACUGAGCAGAGUGGCUUUGGACCUUGACCACCAGCUUCGGUGGCUAGCUCCACUCAUUUCUCAGGUUGUGAACACCAAGCCUAAAGAUUACAGUCCUGUCUGA
Messenger RNA from Onychomys torridus (southern grasshopper mouse), 1704 nucleotides. RefSeq names its product thymocyte expressed, positive selection associated 1 (gene Tespa1). NCBI's taxonomy places the organism in Eukaryota, Metazoa, Chordata, Mammalia, Rodentia, Cricetidae. The record is from RefSeq and is a predicted model, not a curated record. Gene Ontology annotation, molecular function: signaling receptor binding. The coding region runs from base 1 to 1704 and encodes 567 amino acids. The transcript is spliced from 11 exons.